AUGUCCCGCGACGGUGAUGCCCCAGUCGUCGAAGCAGAUAAAGCGUCCGUUGUCGUAAACGAAGUUGUCAACCGGCCCGUCCAGAACGAGAUCGUCGUCGCCUCGCGGCCGAACCAGCUCGCCGUCAUUCCCCCUGGGGCGCAGAUCAUCAACGAGAUCAGCACGACAGAGGUGUUCCCCCACGGACACGUACCGAUGGGGUUCCAACUUUGCACUCAGUGCCGCCGCUACUGGCAUUCCUUCACCGACACCACAAUCUGCUACCGCUGCCGCUCCUCCCUCGGCUACCGCGACCGCUUUGACGGCCGCUCCAGCUUCAGCUAUGGCUCGGGGUACGGUUAUGGCCACGGCUACGACCGGUGCUCCUACUGCGAGCGCAUCAGGAUCUCGGAAGGCGUCGGGCACCACGGCGGCAUCGGCAUCUGCAGGGACCGAUGCGGAAGGCCCGCGCUAUGCCGGCCGUUGCCGAGGAGGCUCGCUUACGAGAAGAAGACGGUGAAGCGGUAUUACUACUGA
Molecule: messenger RNA, 516 nt
Organism: Colletotrichum spaethianum
Lineage: Eukaryota; Fungi; Ascomycota; Sordariomycetes; Glomerellales; Glomerellaceae
Exons: 2
Coding region: 1-516 (171 amino acids)
Source: RefSeq, a predicted model, not a curated record